CAUGCUUAGUCGUGGUCAUGUGACUUCCCCAAUGGACACAUUCAACUAACAUGUGGAGAAUAGAACAGAGAAACUACCUACAGUCAUGAAUUCAUAGCACUGUGGUGGAAAACGGGUAGUUUUUAAGUGGAGGCGGUGAAGGGAGGAAGGAAGGCAGCGAACAUGGCGGCCGCUGUGUUGAUACUCUUCGUCUCCUGUUUGUCCCUCAGUGAAAACCUGGUCUCCGGUGGAAGAUCAUUCUCUAUAGACUACAAAAACGACUGUUUCCUCAAGGAUGGGAAGCCUUUUCAGUUCAUUUCAGGCAGCGUCCACUACUCAAGAAUCCCCCGGCAAUACUGGAAGGACCGGCUCGUAAAGAUGUACAUGACUGGUCUCAAUGCUGUUCAAGUAUAUGUGCCCUGGAACUUCCAUGAAGCUGUACCGGACGUCCACGACUUCACAGCUGACAGAGAUUUGGAGCAUUUUUUGGAUCUGGCCAAUCAGACUGGUCUUCUGGUUAUCCUGCGUCCAGGACCGUACAUCUGUGCAGAAUGGGAAAUGGGUGGAUUACCGGCGUGGCUUCUUCAGAAACCAAACAUCAUACUCCGCUCUGCUGACACGGAUUAUCUGCAGGCAGUCAGUAACUGGCUUGCUGUUCUCCUUCCCAAAAUGAGACCAUGGCUCUAUAUCAAUGGGGGUAACAUCAUCAGUGUCCAGGUGGAGAAUGAAUAUGGAAGCUACUACGCCUGUGACUACAACUACAUGCGUCAGCUGCGGACUCUGUUUCGCCACUUUCUCGGUGAAGACGUGGUGCUGUUCACCACCGACGGGAACACAGACAAGGAAAUGAAGUGCGGUACUCUCGAAGGAUUAUAUGCCACGGUGGACUUUGGCACAGACACCAAUGUAACUGAAGCCUUCAGUCGGCAAAGAAGGUUUGAACCUCAAGGCCCCCUGGUGAACUCGGAGUUCUACACUGGCUGGUUGGACCACUGGGGAGAUCAGCAUGCUGUGGUCAAUACUCAGAAGGUCAGCAAAGUACUAGAAGAGAUGCUAACCAUGGGGGCCAACGUCAACAUGUACAUGUUUGAGGGAGGCACUAACUUUGGCUACUGGAAUGGUGCCGAUCAUGACAACAAGUAUCGCUCAGUCGUGACUAGUUACGAUUACGAUGCCCCGCUAUCUGAGGCAGGAGACCCCACAGAGAAGCUGCUGGCCAUCAGAGAAGUCAUCAAGCAGUUCAGAGAAAUUCCUUCCGGAUCCAUGCCACCAGCAACUCCCAAGUUUGCCUAUGGCUUUGUGACCCUGAGAAAGGUUGGAAGCAUCAAUGAUGUUUUGAACACCAUUUCGCCUCUGGGGCCAGUCAGAUCUCAGGAUCCACUGACGUUUGAAGAGAUAAAGCAGUACUAUGGAUACAUGCUGUAUCGAACCACGCUGCCCCGGGACCUCUCGCAGCCCACGCCACUCAUCUCCCCACUGAAUGGGGUUCAUGACCGUGCAUAUGUGUCCGUCAAUGGGGUUUUCCAGGGCCUGCUGGAAAGAGACAAAGUGCUGGUAAUGAACGUCACUGGACAGCAGGGGGACACAUUGGACAUCCUUAUUGAGAACAUGGGCAGGGUUAACUUUGGCAGCAAAAUCAACGAUUACAAGGGCCUUGUGAGCAACCUGUUUCUGGGUAAAGACCUGUUGACUGAUUGGAGGAUCUAUCCUCUGGAUAUUGAUGGAGCCAUCACUGGCGGAUGGCCGCAAUAUGGACAGUCACUGCCCACUCCUGAGAAGGAAGCCUCAGCUGGACCGACCUUCUACACGGGAACGCUGCAGCCCAACGGCUUAGCGUGGGACACCUUUCUCAGACUUAGUGAAUGGAGAAAGGGUCAGGUUUGGCUGAAUGGUGUGAACCUAGGGCGAUACUGGCCGGCCAGAGGCCCUCAAAUGACUCUCUAUGUCCCAGGAUCUUUACUCAGCACCACCCGACCCAACAAGAUCACAGUGCUGGAGCUGGAGGGGGCACCAGCACACAUGCGGGUUCUGUUCAUGGAUCGGCCUCAGCUCAAUUUCACUGUUGAUAAAUCAUAACAGAGUGCACGGAAUUUUGUACUGUAUGCAAGGAAGCUGAGCAGUUCACCUGCAUUACCUAUGUGCCAUCAUUCUUCUUGAUCAUGCAGAUUUCAGUGGAGUCAAAACCUGCUUUAACAUUUCACACGACAGCUGUUCUGAAUAGUGAAGAAAGCCCCUAUUGUCUGGUCCUGUCACUGCACAUACAAUAAAGUGGAAUAUCAAAAUAAAAAAAUAUAUGCUAGGGAUUAUUCAGAGAAAACUAAAUUUGAAUUUGAUGGUGGUAAUUCAUAUAAUACAGUUUCUAUAGAUUUAAAUUUAUGAUUGAGAAUGGAACUUUUUUAUAAAUUAAAUUAAUUGGUUUUAUUUCAUUUUACAGUGACAACCAAACAAUGCACUGCAGAGAACGCUGACAUUUGUAAAAAAUAGAAUGAGAGAAAUAUUAAGACAACCUGUGGAACAAACUUUAGAAGAGGGAAGUGGAGAAUUGUCUCUGAGAAAAGAGUUACAGGCCAUAGACGUAUUAGUCUCUGGAGGUAGCAUUUUGCUGAAUACUUUUUGUGGUUCUUUCUGUACAUAUCCAUUCUCUAUAUGAAGCUAUGCAGAGUUUUUGACCUUAAAAAAAAUGUGGUGACUGUUGGAAUGUAAAGCAGUCAGUUUGCUGGAUUUAAUCAGUUUGUAUGCAUUGGUUUUCAUAUCUUUUGUUAUUUAAAGAUUUUUUUUAUAUAUAUAUAUAUAUAUAUAUCACAUUCAUUCGGUUUACUUUUGUCUCCUUUUUUCCAUGCUACAAUACAAAAUGACCACAUGUAACAACAACGACAUAUUUGCACUGAUGAAAGUAAAAGAUAUCGACACGUCACGGAAGGAAAAGCUGAUGGCUUAAAUUUUGUUACGUUGAUUCACUUCCAGGGUUUUACUGAUACUGCAAGGAUUUAGCUGAUUGAGGAACAUCAGCAAUCACCCUCCCUCUCACAAUCCAUAGACAGUGUCUGAUUUAUUAGGACAUGAUCCUUUUACUUGGUUAAGACAAAUGGAUUGUGGAGAUGAAACAACAGAUGCUGUAAAAAUGUGUUUUAUUUCCUUGUUCAAGGUAGUUUCUUGUGUGUGUAUAGAUGAUCUCUCUUGAUGUAAAAAGUGCACUGGUUUGAAAAUGGACUGAUACUUGAUAACACAGACAUGAGUCAAUUUACAGUUGACAUUAUCAACUGUAAGAACAACCUCUAGUCCACUGUAAUUCAACUUAAUCUAUAUCUAAUCCCAUCUGGUACAUUGGUUCAGCUUUAGCAAAUAAAUGUAAUUCCACAUUAUA
Messenger RNA from Solea solea (common sole), 3343 nucleotides. RefSeq names its product galactosidase, beta 1-like (gene glb1l). The coding region runs from base 163 to 2055 and encodes 630 amino acids. Gene Ontology annotation, cellular component: vacuole. NCBI's taxonomy places the organism in Eukaryota, Metazoa, Chordata, Actinopteri, Pleuronectiformes, Soleidae. The transcript is spliced from 16 exons. The record is from RefSeq and is a predicted model, not a curated record. Gene Ontology annotation, molecular function: beta-galactosidase activity. Gene Ontology annotation, biological process: carbohydrate metabolic process.